GCCAGGGCAACGGCGUUCUUUGAGGCAGCGGGCUUGGGACUGCUGCAUCUUUAUCUCCACAGAGGCGGGGGUGGCGGGAAAGACCCGUCCCCUUCGAGGGGAAGUGGAUGACGCUUGGAUGUCAGCGGCGCCAGUCGGUGCCUAGGCGUCCAGCCUUCGUUCCCACCGGGAAAGUGAGGGACCGCACGGACCACGGGCAGAGGAUGUCGAUGGAUGUUAUAAAGGGAAACCUAGAUGGAAUUUCAAAACCAGCCUCUAGUUCAAGGUCCCGUCCUGGGAGCAGAAGUUCGAAUGCUUCUCUGGAGGUGCUCUCGCCGGAACCAGGGGCCUUCAAGAUUGAUAUGGUAAACAAGUUGAAUUCUAGUAAGGAGGGCCACUCGUCAAACAGAAGCAUGGAAGACAGAAGAAACAGUCGUCCUGACAAGUGGGCAGGCUACUCUGAGAACACAAAACCAGCCCGGGAGGGCUCUGCGGAAGACCCGGACUUGACUCAGCAGAUGGUCCCUGAGCAUUCAGGUGUUCUCGGGGGGCCAGAUGCUCAGCUUCAAAAUGCUAUUCGUAAAAUGCACAGACUGGAUAAGAUACUGGCCAAAAGACAAUGCAGAGAAAAGGAAGUUAAAAAGCGAGGUGCAGAAAUGAGAAUGAAGCUGUGGGGGGAACUCAAGUCUGCAAAAAGCACUGAAGACUUGGAAAAUGACGAAGAGUCGGAAAACACAAAAAGGUUUUUGUGUCUGACUUCGAAGUCUGCAGGAACAGCUGGAGAGCCUUUACACUGUGAGUCUGAAGACACCUUCUUCUCGGUAUUUCAUACUCAGAUUCCUCCAGAAAAUUAUGAAAAUUGCGUGCAGACUGUCAAGAAGGAUUUUACCUGUGAUGUGGAAAAAAAUGAGCCACUGAUCAAAACAGAAAAGAAACUCCUUUCAAAUACAGAAAAGAUUGAGCUUAGGAGUAAACCCAGCCAGGAUUUUAUUAAGCGGAACAUUGAGUUGGCCAAGAGUUCAAGAAGCCCGGUGGUUAUGAUUGACAGAGAGAGGAAAAGGCUGGAUGAACUCCUGAAAGGCCUGGACGAUACAGAUUCAGGACUGUCCAGUUCUGAGAGUGAUCAGUGUGGUUGGCUGGUCCCAGGAGAAGGCUAUACCCUUGCAGCCACUGACUCUCAGCAACUUGCUCAGAUUGACACAAAACUCCAGGAGUUCUCUGUGGUCUCGCCAACCGUCUUCAGCCUUUACCCAGGACUUGAGAGUCAGAGCAAUAAGGAACCUGACCCCGAUGAAGAAAGAAACACGGAGCCAACUCCAGGAGAAAAGAUACUCCAGGACAGCAAAGAGCAAAGGGACCAGCAGUGUCGGCUGAGAGCCAUUGAUGGGAAGCUGAGAGAGAUCAAUGAACAGUUAAACUUCACAUUUCGUCUCUCUGAGGAACAGCUCAAGUGUCUCCUGGAUGAGUGUGUAUCCCAACAGAAAUGCAUCCCUCUUGGCCUUUCUUCUGAAAGAGAAGAUAAAGCUAUUGAUACAGCACUUGGGCCCCCACAGCUUUGCCCAUCCGCCCUCUGUGAGUUACUAGAUGAGUCCGAAGCCAAGGUCCAGAAAACCCAGCUAGAUGAUGCAAACAGGCCCGAGAAGGAGGGAUGUGGGUCUGCUGUAGGCUCCUAUCUCACCAAAGCCUUGGCUGGGCACUACAAACCAGAAGCUCUCAUCAUUGAAGUGGAGACCAUGAAGUGCCUCCAGUUCUCAGAGGAGGGGGCUUUCAACGAUGCAGCAGACUAUUUUAUGUCAAAGACCAUUGGCAUUGGGAGACUAAAAAAGCCCCCUUUCUUGGAUGAUCCCCUGGAUGACAUCAAUGUGGACUCCUCCUCAGAUGACCAACAGCCGAAACUCAGCCAUCCAGAGAAACCAGCAGUAGAUAUGGUGCCAUGGUUCAGUCUUGCAUUUUACAAUAGUACAGUGGCACAGGAGUCAGUCACUAUGGGUAGGUUUUAACAUGAACAAGUAUUAAAUUACUAAUCCGUGUCAGAAAUUAAUGUCAUAAUUUGUGAGCCUAUUUAAACAGCUUAAACUUUAACCUUUAAUGUAGUCUACUUUAAAGCCCAUUAUCUGUCUGUCUGUCUGUCUGUCUAUCUAUCUAUCUACCUGCCUAUCUACCUACCUACCUACCCAUCCAUCCAUCCAUCCAUCCAUCCAUCCAUCCAUCCAUCCAUCCAUCCAUCCACCACCUACCCAACCACCCACCCAUCAUCUAUGUAUCUAUGUAUCUAUCUAUCAUCUAUCUAUCUAUCUAUCUAUCUAUCUAUCUAUCUAUCUAUCAUCUAUCUAUCUAUCAUAUGUCUCUAUCUAUCUAUGUAUCUAUCUAUCAUCUAUCUAUCUAUGUAUCUAUCUAUGUAUCUAUCUAUGUAUCUAUGUAUCUAUGUAUCUAUGUAUCUAUCUAUCUAUCUAUCUAUCUAUCUAUCUAUCUAUCUAUCUAUCUAUCUAUCGAUCUAUCAUAUGUCUCUAUCUAUUCCCUUUGAGGUCUAUGACUGGUUGAUCUUGAACUAACACUCUGGUCCCAUGUUUCUACCUGACUUCCAGGCAACUUGACAACCCCACACUCAUUUCUUCGUCUUUCCCUCUUAACUCCCAUUUUUCUCCUGAUUCCCGUUUCUUUAAUCACUUAGGCUCAAAAUCAGAGUCAAUAUUGAGUUGGAUAACAUUACAGAAGGAACAGUCAAUACUGGGGAGAUGGGAGGUGGAAUUAAAGGUCAGUCCCCAAGGGUGAACUGCCCUUCACUGGGUGGGAUUUGACCACUGCACAGAGAAGGACUCAAAUUUACAAAGCACAGGGAAUGCAUGUCCCUUUCUUAUCUGUGCCAGCUCCCUGUACAUCCUGGUUUUCCCCGUCCCCACCCCCAUCGACCCCCCAGCUUGGGCAUAUACCUAGGAGUGGAAUUGCCAGGCCUAUGGUAAUCUUUUGAGGAACUGACAGUUUUUGAUCACACGUCCUACAGCUUUCUCCUUACUCCUCUUUUAUUGUCUUCUCUUAUUUGAUUUCAUUGUGGUUCUACCUUUUUUGCUAACUUUUCUAUCGAAGGUAGAAAAAUAUGCCCCAUUGGUGGAACAUUUCUUCCCCCUCUCUUUUAAGAGGAAAAAGGCUAUCGGUCUCCUCUGUCCUCCAUGGAGCAUUUACUUUGGGCUUCAGCCUACUCCUCAGAAACUUAGUAGAAAGCAAAAAGGUAAUUUUGAUGUCUUCCCCUAAAUCUUCAGUCUUUCAACCCUCAAUUGUUUUCUGAACUGUAACUCCAGUGAAGACAGACGCCUUCUUUUUCCCUGUGGACUUGUCUGCAGUUUGUGGUGACUGUCAUAGCAAAUAGGCUGUGGUCAUUGUGUUAUACAGCAGAAUGAAUGACUUAAUGCUUAAUAGGCUGAAUGAUUUUUCUUAAUUAUGUGUGUGUUUCUGACUGACGAUUUUUCUUAAUUAUGCAUAUGUUUCUGAUUGUAU
Peromyscus californicus insignis is the source of this 3471-nucleotide messenger RNA. RefSeq names its product fibrous sheath interacting protein 1 (gene Fsip1). The transcript has 12 exons. The coding region runs from base 108 to 1979 and encodes 623 amino acids. The record is from RefSeq and is a predicted model, not a curated record. Lineage: Eukaryota; Metazoa; Chordata; Mammalia; Rodentia; Cricetidae.